Prorocentrum cordatum is the source of this 293-nucleotide messenger RNA. NCBI's taxonomy places the organism in Eukaryota, Dinophyceae, Prorocentrales, Prorocentraceae. The record is from the annotation of a GenBank genome assembly.
AUGGAGGCAAGCGGGCUGGUCGAGGUCGCGAAGCAGCCCAAGAAGAAGAAGAAACCUGGGCCGAGAAGCAAAAAGGACAUCCGCUACGCGCGGGCCCGCGACAGGAUGUUCGGCCGCCACCUGAAGGAGAUCACCGAGACGUCGUCUGGCUCUGACAUCCAGGAUGAGGGCGUGAAAGAGUUCAUGAAGAAGUACCAGAGCACGCACUCGUCCACGGUGAAGGCGCAGCUGCGAGAGGUCUGGGACAGAUGCGACAGAGACUUCUCCGCCGCGGGGACGGUGAUCCUCGCGAG